This is a messenger RNA of Chara braunii, 1190 nucleotides long. NCBI's taxonomy places the organism in Eukaryota, Viridiplantae, Streptophyta, Charophyceae, Charales, Characeae. The record is from the annotation of a GenBank genome assembly.
CGGGAGGCUGUUGCUGUGGGGGCCGUUCCAUCGAUUUCGUGGCUCCGGAGCGUGAUGAACGUUUUACUGGAGAUAUCAAGGGGGUUGGAGGAGGGGCCACCCUCUCACCUGCGCGCGUUUCUGGACCAGCCACGAUUGGAUGGUUUGAUGCGGAGCCACUAUGAGGAGCUUGAGGAGGGGCAAGCUCUAAAUGCCGUGCUGGAGGCUCGAUAUUACGACGACGACGACGCUAUCGAAGACGAAGCUGACAACGGAGAACGCGCCGACAGUAAUCUCUGUGUGUGUUUUCUGAUUGACGGCAGCGGCAUCGACAGCGGUGACAAUGGCGAGCUUAUCUGUACCCCCGUUCAAUGCGACAACAACGACGCUAGCAGAGAUAACUCCAAUCUCACGGGCAUUGCCGUCUGCUCUAACAACAACAAUAACGACAGCAACAACAACAAUACCGGCAAAAGCAACGACAACAAUGACGACAACGACAACAACAACAACAACAACAACAACAACAACAACAACAACAACAACAACAACAAUAACAACGACAACGGCAUCGGUGCAGAAGGUGAGCAGCAUGGGAGAGAUGAUGGCGACAAAACCGUCAACAUCACCGACGAUGACAACACUGAAAACACUAUCGACAUCGUUGACUGCGACGAUGGAAUUGGCACCGACAACGUGGGGGGUCAUAACGACAGCAGCAUCUCUCACGAGGAGAAUAACAAUGACAUUAGCAAAACUGGAGGCCCUCGUGCAUGCAUCCGAAUCAGCCAGGGCAUCAGCAAUGAAGCUAUUUUCAUUGUUGUUGUUGUUGUUAUCGUUGCUGUAGUUGCAUCUGUUCUCGCUGUUGUCGUCACCGCUGCUGCCAUCAUUGUCACUGUUGACGAUGAUGAUGAUGUUGCUAUUGUUUUUGUAAUUGCUGUCGUUGUUUUGAUGAACGCGGUUGUCCUCGCCGCUGCCGAUGAUGCUGAUGUUAUUGUUGUAGUUGCUGCUGGAAUUGCCGCUGCUACCUUCGUUGCUUCCUGCGCCUCAGCCAUUUCGUUCUUGCCCGUCAUCGUGAUCAGCUCCCGAUCUACAAUUCUCUCGCGCAUCUCACCCAUCUCCUGCCAUUCCUCCAGCAGAUAACGCAGGUCUCGGCCCUUUGUGAAGAAGGCUUUGCAGGCUCCCAUCACUUCAGCCGCCCUCCCCCAAUC